AUGCCAAAAUCCUCCGACACGUCUGGUCCCUCAAGAGACCCACGCAGAAGAACACGGACGACAUCUUACAACAAUGCCGAGCCAGCUAUGACCCUCAAUCGAGGUGCAGAAAGAGACAAUUCCGGUGCAAAUACACCGCGAAAGAAUCAAAGUACCAAUGAUGAAAUUGCUGCCUCGACACUGAGUGAUUUUGGUGACCUCCCAAAAUCAAUUCUCACAUUAUUGUCGAAUGUCAUAGACAGCGCCCUUGCUAAACGCAAGACGAGCUAUCUCGAAACCGAAGCAAAGACCGCACAGGCGGAGUAUGACCGAUCUCAAAAGACAUCUGCACAGUUUCCUAUCGUCAUUGAGCAGGCGUUUCAGAGGAAGAAGAAGAUCGACUCUAUCUGUGAGUCUGCCAAGACAGAGCUCCGCGCGUCUCGCGCAGCCGAAAAUAUCUCAGCUCAGGAUCUCGUACGGCUUUUGGUCGAUGCUGUUGCUAGAGACACCCAGCGGCUUCUGACUACUCAGAUAAGCACUCUUCAAAGAGAUUUGGAUAACCUCCGGUCUCAACAUGACUCCAAGAAUGAAGGCACAGACCUAGCGGCCUCUCGAAUUGCCAAUCUAGUGGCCGAGAACGAGAGGAUCCGAACCCAUCUCAAUGUCCUUCAAGACAAGAUGAAGCAAAUGGAGGAGGAGCUGCGAGAACUGCGAAGCGUCCGAAGAUCAGAUAUUGGAACCAGCGAUGCGCUAGUCGACGAACUGCGCAAAGAAACGGCGGAACAGGUGCAAAAAGUACGGAACGAGUUCAAAUCACUAGACGAGCUACCAGACCGUUUGGACCGUUUGCAUAAAAGCACCUAUCUCAAGGAGGAGACGAUCCGCAAUCGGUGCCAAGCAGUCGAAACUAAUCUGGCGACUCUGCUUAAAGAGACCUCGCAGGAUAUGGCGGAACAAGCGGCGCUUCGUUCACAGCUCUCGGACAUCCAAUACGGCUUAGAAAGGGUGAAGACAAGCUCCGCGGAUUUACAAGUCGGAACAAAUACCCUUAGAAACGAGGUCGGCAACCUACAAAAAUCCAGUGAAGCCCAAUCUGAUAAGGUGCACACUCUACAAAGAUUUCUGGAAAAGCAGCACGAAGAGCUCCAGUCGUUCGAGUCCGCUCUCGCCGGUGCGAAAUCCGAAAUGUCAAAAUCUUUCGCCAGCCACACCGAUGCAGCAGCGAAUGCCCUAGCCUCUCGAAUGGACGACAAAUUUGAGAAGUUCACCACGGAGGUCGAUCGCGCCAACAAUGCCCGUGACGCGCUCAUAGUGGAAGAUAUCAAACGUACCGAGCGAGACUUGCGUGCGAAAUUCGAGAGUAUUCAACAACAGCUAAUGGAAGUUGAAAAGGGUUCGAAAUCUCGACUCGACGUGCCUCAAUUAUCGAACGAGCACCUUCAGACCCUCGAAUCGGCUGCCGCACUUGUCCCCAGAAUUCGCGAAUUAGAGUCUCAACUUGAAACGUUGCGGAAAGGACUCGAAAAGCAAGUUCACCUGUCACAGUGGCAAAGUCACCGCUUCGACAACCUGACUAGCGAGACUCUUGCUCGCCAAAUGAUAGGUGUUGUAGCUCCGACGCUACCUAAAUUUGAACAGGGAUUGGGGAAGGUCGAGGCCGAAGUGCAGAACUUACGCAGCAGACUUGAGCAACCCUCUCAUAUGGCAGAGGAGUUCACCGCGGAACAGGACGAACGCCUUCGGGCACUCGAAGAAAAUAUCGAUGGGGCCAGAACACACGCGCGGUCAAAUUACGAUUCUCUGGUUCGAGAAUUCCGCAAGACUCGUGACAAUAUUGUCAACGAUAUCAAAAAACUGCAGAUGUCGCACACACGCUCCAUCAAAAACUACUCAAAAUACCAUGCAUCUACAAAUAAGAAACUCGACGAGAUCGAGACUUACCUCGAGGAUUUGCGGCCGCAGCUAGGCAAGUCUAGUAGCGCCGAGGCUGUAUCCCCAACAUCUACCGAAUGGGCCGCGUUGGUUUCCAAGCGAACGCUCCAAACAACGCCAGACCGCCUAAAGCCUAAAGCCAGCAACAGAUCGAGAAGAAAGACAUCAUUCUUAAGUCAUGAAUCCAACGGCAGCAUAACAGGGCAUCACAGCUCGCAUAAAUCCGAUGUGGUAAAUGCAGAAGAAGAGGGUUCGGUUUUAAUCCAAAUGUUCCAAAAGCCGCGACAGUCGGAAGAUACAGUUCGACCACCAGCGAAGCGAAGGCGGUCGGGAAGCCCAGAGGUGGAUAAUCUCUCCACCGUUGAAUCGGAUGAUUCCGUCCGAGCACCACAGAGACGCAGAGAACGGCGCCCCUAG
Molecule: messenger RNA, 2328 nt
Organism: Rhinocladiella mackenziei CBS 650.93
Lineage: Eukaryota; Fungi; Ascomycota; Eurotiomycetes; Chaetothyriales; Herpotrichiellaceae
Exons: 1
Coding region: 1-2328 (775 amino acids)
Source: RefSeq, a predicted model, not a curated record